CUUGACGCGAAACCUUUUUUCAAGCUUUCGCUUUCUCACCAUUACUGUUCUCAAGAGAACUCUCUAACAAUGCAUAAGAUACUGCAUUACACUGACUUACAAUGGUCCAAUCCAAAGCAGGAUCAUACAGGAACAAUUGAAAGAAUGUACAAGGAACUAACUGACGAUGAUAAGAAAAAAUACGAUGCGCUGGUCGAAGGUGCUUUCAAGGAAAAGUAUUGGAAUCCAGAAAGGUACAAAGUCGAGCAAACAAGACUAGAAUCCCGACAACAUGCUUGCCAUGCAUGUCAGAGUGACGCUCAUGGGCAGACUGCUGGCAGUCAAUUUAGUUUUGUCAACAGCUUUUGCAACGUAUUUAUUUUCAUAGGAUUGGUGAAUAUGUUGUACGAGUUCUCAAAAUGGGAUGUCAUCCAAAAAUUUGUUAGUAAAUAAUGUUACUACCAUCCCCAUAGUGGGUACUGUAAUCAGCAGUAAAUUACAUAUCACUUAUAAAACCAUUGGGAAUUCAUGCCAGUCAGUUAACGAUAUACCGUCG
This is a messenger RNA of Umbelopsis ramanniana AG, 535 nucleotides long. RefSeq lists its product as uncharacterized. Lineage: Eukaryota; Fungi; Mucoromycota; Umbelopsidomycetes; Umbelopsidales; Umbelopsidaceae. The coding region runs from base 70 to 432 and encodes 120 amino acids. The transcript has a single exon. The record is from RefSeq and is a predicted model, not a curated record.